This is a messenger RNA of Ochotona curzoniae (black-lipped pika), 4641 nucleotides long. It is a transcript of the gene STAMBPL1, whose product is annotated as STAM binding protein like 1. Gene Ontology annotation, biological process: protein K63-linked deubiquitination. Gene Ontology annotation, cellular component: membrane; endosome. The transcript has 11 exons. The record is from RefSeq and is a predicted model, not a curated record. The coding region runs from base 482 to 1792 and encodes 436 amino acids. NCBI's taxonomy places the organism in Eukaryota, Metazoa, Chordata, Mammalia, Lagomorpha, Ochotonidae. Gene Ontology annotation, molecular function: metal-dependent deubiquitinase activity; K63-linked deubiquitinase activity; protein binding.
GUUGCCUCUGGCUGCUGCAGGCGCAGGGUGAGCCCGCCUGCGCGUGAGUUUGUUAGGACGCCGUUUGCCCGGACACUGGCGUGUCUGGCAGCGCGGGGGGGAGGAGGAGGAGGAGGUGGAGGAGGAGGAAGAGAAGGCAGAAAAGGACCCAGAGGACGCUGAGGAGGAGGAGGAGAGCCACGCACCGAGCCCGCGCGAGCGGAACUGGCCUCUUCCACGGGGCCCGCGGUGCAGAGGGGGAGGCGGCACGGCUGAGGCGAGCGAGCGAGCGGGCGGGCGGGCGGACGCCUCUUCGCUCUCGUGCCGCUCUCACCCCGCGGCAGUGCCUUCCAGAACACGCCACAGCGGCCAGACGGAUGCCAAGGCCACACGGCAGUCGCGCGGGCAGCCGCCGUCCCACGCGGGCUCCGGACAUCCAGGGCUGCUGAUGAAGUGACCAAGAAGCAAAAGGGGAACAUCUUCAUUUUGUAGGAAGGACAACAUGGACCAGCCAUUUACUGUGAAUUCACUGAAAAAGCUAGCUGCUAUGCCUGACCACACAGAUGUUUCCCUAAGCCCAGAGGAGCGGGUGCGUGCGCUCAGUAAGCUUGGCUGCAACAUCUCCAUCAGUGAAGACAUCACCCCACGCCGCUACUUCCGAUCAGGAGUGGAGAUGGAGAGAAUGGCAUCUGUGUAUUUGCAAGAAGGAAACCUGGAAAAUGCCUUUGUUCUUUAUAACAAGUUUAUCACCUUGUUUGUAGAAAAGCUUCCUAGCCACCGAGAUUACCAGCAGUGUGCAGUACCCGAAAAGCAGGAUAUUAUAAAGAAACUGAAGGAGAUUGCAUUCCCAAGGACAGAUGAAUUGAAAAAGGACCUCUUAAAGAAAUAUAAUGUAGAAUAUCAAGAAUAUUUGCAAAGCAAAAACAAAUAUAAAGCUGAAAUUCUCAAAAAACUGGAGCAUCAGAGGUUGAUCGAGGCAGAAAGGAAGCGGAUUGCUCAGAUGCGCCAGCAGCAACUGGAGUCGGAACAGUUUCUGUUUUUUGAAGAUCAACUCAAGAAGCAAGAGUUGGCCCGGGGUCAGAUGCGAAGCCAGGAGAGCCCGGUGCUGUCAGAGCAGAUUGAUGGGAGUGCUUUGUCCUGCUUCUCCACGCACCAGAACAACGCCCUGCUGAACGUAUUUGCAGAGCAACCGAAUAAAAGUGAUGCAACCAGUUUGGCUGGUCAGUCUCCUCCAGUGAACCGGGCCUUAAAACCAGCUGCUACUCUAAGUGCAGUGCAGAAUUUAGUGGUUGAAGGGCUGCGAUAUGUAGUUUUAUCGAGAGAUCUUUGCCAUAAAUUUCUGCAGCUGGCGGAAUCCAAUACCCUGCGAGGCAUAGAAACCUGUGGCAUCCUCUGUGGAAAGCUGACACAUAAUGAGUUUACUAUUACCCACGUAAUUGUGCCAAAGCAGUCUGCAGGGCCAGACUACUGCGACAUGGAGAAUGUUGAAGAACUGUUCCGUGUUCAAGACCAAUAUGACCUUCUCACUCUGGGAUGGAUCCAUACACAUCCCACUCAGACAGCAUUCUUAUCCAGCGUUGAUCUUCACACUCACUGUUCUUAUCAGCUCAUGUUGCCAGAGGCUAUCGCUAUCGUCUGCUCACCAAAACACAAUGACACUGGCAUCUUCAGGCUCACCAACACUGGCAUGCUUGAGGUUUCUGCUUGUAAAAAGAAGGGCUUUCAUCCACACACCAAGGACCCCAGGCUGUUCAGCAUAUGCAAACAUGUGUUGGUAAAGGACAUGAAAACAACUGUGUUGGAUCUGAGGUGAUCUGAUCUGAGCAGAGCGCCAUCAACACCCAACUCCCACCCACGGACAUGUGGCUGCUGGAUUUUCUUAAGAUGUUUCCAGAAAUGACUGAUAUUUUAUAUUUAUACAUUUUAGAUCAGAAAGUUUGAUAUUUAUUGCUCUUGCAUAUUUUGAAGUUUUCUUUGGGGAUCGAUGUGUCUUAAGAGAGACCACAUGGUAUUAAAACAGUACCCAAGUCCACCAACCUGACAAUAAAUUGUGCUGCAAGCAACAGGAUGCCUAAUAUUUACAAAUCCUCUACGUAUGGUCUCAAAGCUUCAGAUGUUCCAUGAUAUUUGUGUUUAUUCAUGUAAACUGUGAUUCCCAGCAAGUAAUUCUGAGUAAUGGUCAUCAGACAUUCUGUUACUGCAACUUUUUCCUGUGAAAAAAAGGCAAGUAGUUUCCACCUGAGAACGGGGUCGCUGCAGUAGGAGGAGCCCAUACUGCGUUUUCCAUGUCAACCAGUCCCAUGCCCAGAGAGAGAAGUCUGCAGUGAAUUCUAGUGGAGGACCCCAGAACAAAGGGCUCUGCCUUGGGGAUCAGGUGGGCCAGAGGCAGCACUGGGUUCAUGGACUUGAAUCGGAAGACUAAAAGCAGAGCAGCUUGGUAGAGGAAUGGGGCAAGGCUUAUAAAAAUCAACAGGGUGGAGGAGGGGAAAAAUGAAGCAUAGGGAAUAACUGAUCAUUCUUAGCCAAAAUAAUUGCAAUGAAUAUUUUAGACGUUUAAGUCUUCUAUAGAAGCCACUGCGUAAAGAAUAGCAAUGAAAUAAACCUGAAGCUGAACUGGUGACAGAAAUACUAUGUUCUGAUAUUACUAAGUCUUGGAAUGACACUUAGGACUUGGAACAUUGGAGCAAAAGAGAUGACAGAAGGAAAGAAAUACAGUUGGAAGUUGAACUGGUAAGGACAACCACGAUAGAAUGCUGACACUAUCAAAUAUAAGAGAUACAUGCAAGUGCUGUUGUUGAAUACCGAGACUAAAGGAAGAUUCUGUUGGACACUCAGUGAAGACUGAACCUGCAGGCAACGUCGUAACCUGGACAGAAAUAGCUCCCAGGUCCCAGGAGGCUGCUAAGCUGGUUGUCCUUGGAUCAUCUUUUUGUUUCCCCUCUCUUUCCCUUAUGAUCAUUAAUCUUGCUUCCUUCUCUUUUCUUUCUAACUUUCAAGUUUUAUUCUCCAACCAUGUCUCCCUGGAUCUCCAGAUUUUCCACCUAGUGAGGCCAAACUAAUUAAAUCUACCUUUCUCUCUUUCCGACAUCUUGUACCUGAGCAGCUUUCCAAGACUCCACUUUCCUCCUGCAUUGUCACUGAACUUCCUAAGCAACUCAUCCUUGCACGCUAGCUCCCACCUGCUGUAGUGAUUUCUGUGUUCCAAGGAGGGAUAUUCUCUGAGCUGUAUGCUUGGAUGAGGGCAUGUUCCUGCCCACUUCUCACUUUGGCUGAACUGGCAUCAUGCCAUGCAAACGCUGCUCAGUUCUCCUUUAUGAAGAACCUGUUAAGGAUAGUUCAAUGGCUAGUUUGUGUUUUAUGGUAAUUUGCAGUUCAGAAAGUGUAUGUCUCACACUUCCGAGGUAGAACUGGACUUGCCCUGUGCAGGGAGUUGAGUCUAGGGACCCCCAAGUGAAAGGCCAGUGGGCUGCUUAGGCUCCCCACUUCUGUCUUCAGUUUCUUAGCAUUUGAGAACACCACGCUACCAUGACAUACUUGCUCAAAGUAAAUGAUUAUAUAAUUUAUUUGAGUAACGAUAACUGUUAGGAUAAGGGAUAAAUGAAAAUUAAGUAAUUUCUUCUGCUGGUACAGUUCAAAGAUGCAAUAAUCAGCCAGGAAGAUGAAACCACAGAGGUGUCUGAUAGAAAACCUGUAUAUACUGAAUGGUGCCUCCAGAUAGAAGGGACUGAGUUGGCAGCCGUGAGCACUUAGCACCUGAGAUUUCCAGCGUGAACAGAAACAGAAGCUAUGAGUAUGCAAAACCAACUGUGUUCCCCUUGAAAAGCCAGUUAGAAGACAAUCCUUUCUUUUUCGAUAACUAAAGCAGUAAAUUGUAGCCACAGAGCAGGGAGGUGCAGUUGGCAGUUUUACUUCCUUCUAAAGAGAGACAAUACCUCCAGUUGGAGGUAAAAUCUAAAGGUCAUUUUUGAAGGGGGUGGAAUUGUUUAUUGCCAAAAAUCAACAGAAUUAGCCGGGACUUCCCAAGAGACCUAUUCUGAGAGCUGGACUCGUGGAAGCCAUGGACCUGUGCCCUUGCCUUCCUUGCCUGGCAGGAAGAAGCAACAGACAUGCAGGCACAUCAUUGAAGAAACUAAGCCCAGGCUAGUCAACCUGGAGGCUGCGCGUGCCUGAGUGUAUCCUUGUCCAGCGUGUUCUGGGAGGAGCCUCUGAGAGGUACCACAGCUUACUGUUACAAGUGUUUCGGUCCUGGGGCUCCCCUUGGCCACUUCCUUGUCUCCUAAAGCCAAGAGAGUUCCACUGCUUUUUCAGUUUUGUUUUUCUGUAGAAAUUUCAACCAAUUAAGCCUGAGCUUUCUUACUUUCUAACACUACUCUGUUUGCACACUGUCUGGCGUCCAGCACAUUUUCAUUAUGGAUUGGAAGGGACUGAUUCAGACUCCAUUGUUGGAGUCCUUAAGUAAGAGUUUUUGGAGGUCAUUAAUCUAAAAUGGGCCACUAGAGGGCCCUGCACCACUGUAUUGGGUGUCCUUAUGAGCAGAGCUUAGAGAAAACACAGAGGGAAGAUGGCCAAGUCACAGGCCGGAGAGAGAGGCCUCAGUAAAAACUGGCACAUCCAUCACCUUGACGUUAGAUUCCCAGCCUGUGGAACCCCGAGAAAGUAGAU